UGACGAUAUAGGAACACUAAGCUACCUUGCCUCCUUCGCGGGCUUCUCUCUAGAAAUUCUGGUCUCAACUACCACUUUUUGGCUCCUUUAUAUGCCGUUGUGGAUGAAUCGUCAUCCAUUGAUGAUAUCGUUCUUCUGUUGUUUCCUCUAAUCUACGUCGUUUUCGAAAAAGCUGCUAAGACCGGGAGCUGUUUACAGCUUCAUUGGUGGCUUUCCGUCUCCGUACAAUACUGAUUCCUCGGCACUGAUGUGUUCGAGGGGCUUGUUAGGGUAAUAACUAAUAAAUGGGCUGCGUCUUCGGAAAGCCGUCGGAUGAAGGUCGUCCAAGCCCUCCUCGUAGCCGAAGUCUCGGUGAGUCAUCCAUCACCGUUGCGAAGGAGGAGACUAGGAGGCAGAGGCAAAAGACUAGGAAGAGGACCGAGUCUUCGGCGAGUGUUUCGGCACCGGAGUUCCGUAAGCAUAGGCCGGAAUACUGCCUGGGAACCCAGCAAGGCUGGCCAUCGUGGCUCGUCGCCUUCGCCGGAGAUGCGAUUAGUAAUUGGACACCCCGGCGAGCCAACACCUUUGAGAAACUCGAUAAGAUUGGGCAAGGGACCUAUAGCAAUGUGUACAAAGCUAGAGAUUUGAUAACAGGGAAAAUAGUUGCAUUGAAGAAGGUUAGAUUUGACAAUUUGGAGCCAGAGAGCGUGAAGUUCAUGGCCAGAGAGAUUCUGGUUCUGAGCAGGCUCAAUCAUCCCAAUGUGAUUAAGCUCGAGGGUCUGGUUACUUCAAGAAUGUCUUGUAGUCUUUACUUGGUUUUGGAGUACAUGGAGCAUGAUCUUACUGGCCUUGCUGCUCGUCAAGGGAUCAAGUUCACUGAGCCGGAGGUCAAAUGCUAUAUGAAACAGUUGCUGUCUGGGCUUGAGCAUUGCCACAACAGAGGUGUCUUGCACCGUGAUAUCAAGGGUUCCAAUUUACUUAUUGACAAUGAAGGUAUUCUAAAGAUUGCUGAUUUUGGCCUGGCUACUUUUUUUGAUCCUGACCGAAGGCAACCAAUGACCAGCCGAGUUGUUACCCUCUGGUACCGCCCCCCUGAACUUCUUCUUGGGGCUACUUGUUAUGGUGUCGACGUUGACCUUUGGAGUGCUGGCUGCAUUCUGGCUGAGUUACUUGGUGGGAAGCCAAUAAUGCCUGGAAGAACAGAGGUUGAACAAUUGCACAAGAUUUUUAAGUUAUGUGGCUCACCAUCCGAGGAAUAUUGGAAGAAAUCCAAAUUGCCAAAUGCAACACUUUUUAAGCCACAGCAGCCAUACAAGCGCUGCAUUGCAGAAACCUUCAAAGAUUUCCCACCUACUUCUUUACCUUUAAUUGAAACUCUUCUUUCGAUGGACCCUGAUGCGCGAGGGACUGCCACAGCAGCUCUAAAUAGCAAAUUCUUUGCCACUGAACCAUUUGCGUGUGAGCCAUCAAGUUUACCCAAGUAUCCUCCCAGCAAAGAAAUAGAUGUAAGGUUGAGAGAUGAAGACGCGAGAAGGCAAAAGGGUCUAAGUGGAAAGGCUAAUGCAGUUGAUGGUGCGAGACGAGUUAGAGUUCGUGACAGGGGUGGUCGUGCAAUCCCAGCCCCAGAAGCGAACGCAGAGAUUCCAGCGAACCUAGAUAGGUUGAGGGUCAUGUCACAGGUAAAUGCGAAAAGCAAAAGUGAGAAGUUUCCACCACCUCAUCAGGAUGGAGCAGUAGGACACCGGAUUGAACCAUCACAUAAAGGCCCUGUAUCAUUUGAAGCACCUGAUACUUCUUUUGGAUCGUCAAUUUUCGAUUCUAACCCAUCUGAUUCUGCUAAAAGUGCAGCAUCUGUUGGAGGCCCAUCCGGUAGGAGGAAAAGCAAUAAAGAACCCCAUCUGGCUCCGUCUGGUAAGUUUAUUCGCACAUUUAAUCCAUCCUCGAUCGGGCUAUCAAUGAGUUUGAUAUUCAAGGGCAAGUCUGCAAAUUUUGGCAGCCAGAAUCAGGGCGAAAGCAUAGUAGUAUGAGUUUGCAAUUCUUUUUUUAGAUAGAUCUUAGUUCAUAAAUGCAUUUUUGUUCAUCCUUGUAAUUCUCAUUUAUUAUUAUAAGUAUAUUCAUAUUAUCCUCUGAACAAAAACACGUUCACCUUUGUGUAUAAUCUGCAAAUGCAAUGCAAUUUUCCUGUACGGUUUUCCCAA
Molecule: messenger RNA, 2177 nt
Organism: Tripterygium wilfordii
Lineage: Eukaryota; Viridiplantae; Streptophyta; Magnoliopsida; Celastrales; Celastraceae
Product: probable serine/threonine-protein kinase At1g54610
Exons: 7
Coding region: 285-2006 (573 amino acids)
Biological process (GO): positive regulation of transcription elongation by RNA polymerase II; protein phosphorylation
Cellular component (GO): nucleus; cyclin-dependent protein kinase holoenzyme complex
Molecular function (GO): ATP binding; cyclin-dependent protein serine/threonine kinase activity; RNA polymerase II CTD heptapeptide repeat kinase activity
Source: RefSeq, a predicted model, not a curated record